Nematostella vectensis (starlet sea anemone) is the source of this 14170-nucleotide messenger RNA. Its product is annotated as protocadherin-like protein. Gene Ontology annotation, cellular component: catenin complex; plasma membrane. The record is from RefSeq and is a predicted model, not a curated record. The coding region runs from base 1 to 13071 and encodes 4356 amino acids. Lineage: Eukaryota; Metazoa; Cnidaria; Anthozoa; Actiniaria; Edwardsiidae. Gene Ontology annotation, molecular function: cadherin binding; calcium ion binding. The transcript has 26 exons. Gene Ontology annotation, biological process: homophilic cell-cell adhesion.
AUGAGUGCUGGCCGGCUGGCGGCUGUGCUAACCACUCCACUAUUAUUUCUUAGUUUGCUUAAAACUUUUCAACUGGCAAAAGCGCAGGACACUUUGAUCGAAGUGAAUUUCGAUGAGGGUCGACCGGCUCGUUCUUCUGUCUACUUGUUCGACUCUUCUAGUGGCGAUGUAUUCUCGCUGUACCAAGCAGAUCCGACAGUGCCGCUGCUAUUUCAAAUAUCUGAGGUUGGACACGUAACAUCGAAUCAAGAAAUCGAGUACGAAAUAGGAAAAACAAAUAAAUACGACUUGACAGUGUUACAAAGACCUCGAGGAGAAACUCUCGGCGGAAUUGCCAUAACUCUUCGGAUUACCAUUCUUGAUGUGAAUAAUUUCCAUCCUGUAUUCCAACUCUCACAAGGGGAACAUUACGAGGGCUUCGUGAAAGAGGGUACUGCAGAGAAUACAAUUGUGGAAGGGCUAGAACAGUGCCAUGCAACAGAUCGAGAUACAUCGGGGAUACGAGGUUAUUCCAUCAUUAGCGGGAACGAGAAAGGCUACUUCAAAGUCGAUACCGUACAGAUCGGCAGCGGGGUAACGAGCCGUAAGUUCUUAGUGUUGAAGACUACGGGUAAACCGAUUGUUCGUGAUGAUAAUAAUCCUUAUAUUAUGCUGACGGUACAAGUCACGGACGGGGGGAACCCCUCGCACUCGGGAACUGCGAACAUUCGCGUGAAUGUUGAAGACGCGAACGACCAGACGCCGGUGUUCGAGAGCUCACAAUACCGUGAAACAAUAGCCGAGAAUACUCCCAUUCAGACCUCUGUGCUACGCGUACGGGCUACAGACAAAGACGACGGCACGAACGGCGGGAUCUACUAUUACAUGAAGAAUCCUGUGAAUAGCUAUUUCACCAUUGAUGCUAUUACAGGAGUGAUUAGGGUCGCUAAAACGCUCGACUAUAACGCCAGGGAUAAACACACGCUGUACAUUUCCGCACGGGACCGGGGGGACCCUCCUAGGACGAGUGCUGAAGCCACCGUAGAAAUUUCACUGAGAGAGAAUAUUCAGGGAUGGCCGCUACCUGAUAGCGCAGACCCGAAGGAAAAUACGAAACCAUAUUUCCCCCAGUCCAGGUAUACAUUUAGUAUUCGCGAGGAUUUUCCGCCUAAAGGUGCACUACUGGUGAUGCGCGCGGCGGAUAAUGACCCGAUUGGACCAAAUAAGAGAUUACGGUACUCUUUGUCUGGAAAUGGUGUCUCUAAAUUUGCGAUCGAUCCUGAGAGUGGUGUGGUAACACUGACGGAUUCUGUGGACUAUGAAAACACCCCAAAUAACCACGUGUACGAUCUCACAGUCACCGCUACCGAUCAGGGCCCAGGGUCUCUUAGCGCCACUACACAAUUACUCAUCGAAAUCCAAGACGUCGACGAGAAUAAAAACUCCCCAAGGUUUGACCCCCAGCAAGCAAUCCUGGAAAUUAGUGAAAAUCUUAAACAGAACUCGCUAGUGACUACAGUAAGCGCUACGGACUCAGACAGUGUCGGGAACCCGUCGAGCCCUGAUGGGAAAGUGGUCUACUCGAUUGUAGGGGGAACUGGGCUUGGCGUCUUUCGCGUGGAUUCAAAUACAGGGGAGGUGAAAGUCGCUGUACCUUCUCUAGACAGAGAAGGUACAUCCCAAUACACUCUAGUUGUGAAAGCGAGCGAUAACGCUACAUUCCCACGAUCGUCGCGCCUUUUUCUCAUGAUAAAUCUAUUGGACGAGGAUGACAAUUUCCCGUACUUCAGCCAGCCUAUCUAUAUAGCCCAAGUCCCGGAGAACCAGCCGUCUGGGACCUUCGUCACAGUGGUGGUUGGCAGGGAUGCGGACGAGGGAUUCAACCCAAGCUACACGGUGAUCACUCCAGGGGUUCCGUACAAAAUCGAGCCGUCAACGGGCGUAAUCCGGACGUCCAAAUCUUUGGACCAAUCAGAGUUGAGCACAAGGGAGCUGCAGGUGAUUGUUCGCGUUAGUACUGCCGGGUCCAAAACAGCGGACGGACAAGUAAAUAUAACAGUAAUAAGCAAGGUCAACCGUCCACCCGUGUUCAAGAAUACACCAUAUUCUGUGAAAGUCCCCGAGGAAAUGGGGCCUCUGCCCAACUUAUUCUGCAUCGCUGCUGUUGACAGCCUCUCGAGGCCGGUCCAGUACACCCUAGCGCCGGGAGCAGAUGGUCUAUUCGAGGUCGAUAAGGACUCCGGUCGACUGCAUACCAAAAACUCCUUCAAUUACGAGAACGUCGAUCGCUACAAUCUCCGGAUCGAGGCUCGCACCAGCUCCGUCCAGGAAGUGGCGUCCGCCUCGCUCACCGUCGAGGUCACAGAAGAAAAAGACCUGCCAAAAUUCUCUUCCGACUCGUACCAGCUAACUGUGGAUGAGAGCGCUGCACCGGGGACUACCCUGGCUCCAGGGCUCCUCAUCAUCGACUCUGACACCUCCAGUGAUCAAUUCGACUGUUCUAUGGAGGCUAUCACCUCUCUCCACACCCUAUACAACUUUGAAGUCACCCAACAAUCAGGGCGUUGUUUUCUACGCGUUCAAGCAGGGGGAAAGCUAGACGCUCAUUUAGCAUCCAAGUACACGUUCAACGUUCGCGCGACUGACAGGAAUUUCAGAAACAUGUUUGCGACAGCCCAGGUGGAGGUCAACGUGAUUGACGUGAAUGACCAUAAGCCGGAGUUCUUGCAGGAGUCGUAUUGGCUUUCGGUACCCAGUAGUACCCCCGCGGGGAGUAGUUUGGUGACGGUUCAGGCCGAGGAUAUGGAUAUUGGAACCAAUGCGCAGGUUCGGUAUGAGCUGCUGAGGCAGGAAAACUCAGAAAGGUUUAUCUUGAAUGACAACAACCAGCUGUCCACAGCGUCCACGCUGACUCCGAACGUCCGUUACCAGCUGCUUAUACGCGCCUCCGACUCAGCUACAAGGAACCCCUCCUCAGCCCAGGUCCCCGUCUACGUCUCCGUGUACAGCCCAAGUGAGUCUCCGAUCGUCUUCGACAAGUCUUCGUACAAUCAAAACCUUCCCGAAGAUUCUUCUGCUAAUACACUUGUAUUCACGGCUAAGGCCACGAGAUCCGGCAGCAGUAGCGGGAUCACGUACGAACUCGUCGGUGGUUACAAGCAGAUCGGCGAGGCCAUGUUUAGUAUCAAGCCGGACACUGGCCAGGUCUACCUAAUAAAAAAACUCGACUUCGAGACCAAGUCAUACUUUCCGAUUGCUGUCCGAGCCAAGUAUUCGGGAGGCGCCAUCGAGCUCGCCUCCGAAGUAGUAGCCAAAGUCACAAUCGUCGACGUCAAUGAUAACGGCCCGAGGUUUGCAUUCCAUGAGAGCAGCAAGACUGUAGUGAUUGACAGCUUUUCUGCCAAGGACACACAAUUGGUCCAGGCACGAGCGCUUGACGCUGAUUCUGGUAGCUUGGGCGAAGUGACGUACGGGAUCGACGGUGGCAGAAGUACAAGUAACUUGCCUUUUAAUAUCAACGUAAAGACGGGAAUGAUUUUCGCCACCAGGGAGAUACUGUACACACAAGGGUCAUCGUACAUAAUAAUCGUCGUGGCAACAGAUGGUGCCACGGAUGGUAGCCAGAAAAUCCAGAAAUACACCGUCAAUGUCCAGGUACUGGACACUCCCCGUCCGCCCAGUUUCCCCCAAAAGACAUAUUCCGCACCCGUGACUGAGACUGCGGGAGUUGGGGACACCGUGACCACCGUCAGGGCAGUGUACAGCAAGCCUAACGCCUUCCUCAAGUACACCUUCGUGAGUGGGAAUGAGGACAACACCUUCUGUGUCAACGGGUUUGGCAUCAUAUCUGUUGCCAAGUCACUGGACCGAGAAAAGGUCGCUGGGUACACGCUGGGCAUGCGGGUGACCUUGGGUCAGCACGUGGACGACACUACGGUGUACGUGAACCUCACUGAUAUCAAUGACGACGCUCCACACUUCACAUCCGCUAUCUACAGGCGCUCCAUCAAGGAAGGACUUGCUGAAGACACAGAGAUACUGCCUCCUGUGAUUGCUGUCGACCAUGACUUUGGCAGCAACGGAAAAAUUUUGUACUCAAUCCUUUCCGGGGUCCAUCCGGACUGGAACAAGUAUUUCAAUAUUGAUUCUGCGACUGGUAAAAUCACGACUAAGAUGACACUGGACUAUGAAACGCACAAGUCGCACACGCUGUUUAUACGAGCCGAGGAUAAUGGCAGUCCCAAGAGGCUCAGCGGAAUUGCUCAAGUCGACAUAGACGUGAUUGACAGGAAUGACAACUCCCCCGUGUUCGCUGCCGCGUUCUACCGCGCAAAGAUCUCCCUCGGUGCGGUCAAGGGGACGAGUGUGCUACAAGUGCAUGCUACUGAUCUGGACAGCGGACAGAACGGUCAAAUAACGUACUCAAUCAUCCAAGGCAACGAGGAGGAAGCCUUCACCAUCAACGAACAGGGUGUCAUACUCGUGGACAAGUCGCUAACAACGGUUGCUGCGGAUAAGUUCUCGCUGAAGGUGGAGGCCCGCGACAAGAACGCAUCUCCCCGCAGCGGUAGCGUUACUGUUGAGAUCAACGUCUACCUUCCCGACGGUCCACCCAUGUUCGUGGUUUCCCCGGUUACGGUGUACGUUAAAGAGGGCGUCCCAGCCAAUCAUCGCGUCGCUGGUGUCAAGGCUGCCACGUCAGAGGCCCUGACGUACACUCUCUUGUCUGGAAACGAGGCCGGCAUGUUUAGGAUCAACCCAUCUACCGGUUCCCUGGAUGCGACCCGCGAACUCGACUACGAGGAACGCAGGCGCUACGAACUGAAAAUCGAAGCACGUGACACUCGCGACCGCAGCGCAAUGGUUGAGCUUAUCAUCAUUGUCGUCAACAUCAACGACAACAAGCCCACCUUUGUCGACAUCGUCGACGGACAAAUAGAUCGGAAAGCCAUCGGGACGUGCUCGCCGACCGACAUUGCUGAAGGAGAAGUCAUCACUCGGCUCGGGGCGUUCGACCGAGAUGGCGACGAGAUAACUUUUAUAGUCCCGGAUGAGGUAAAAGACCUCUUCAAAAUCGACUCCCGUGGUGUCGUUACUGCCAAGAAGCCUAUCGAAGACUUACCGAAAAUUUACCCGUUUAACGUCAAAGCUCUCGAUAACGGCGAACCGCCACAGGAAACGGACGUCAAAGUAAGACUUGUUUUUGUUCAUUACCGCCCGGACCAGAAGCACGUUCGGGUAAAUGUCCGGGAAGACACGCCUACCGGGAGUGUUAUCGCCACUGUCCGGAGGUACUUCCCUAACGGCAUCGUCUCAUUGUUGCUGCCAGAAAAAGCGAAUUUCAGCGUAAGGGCCAAUGGUGACGUCAUCUUGUUAACACCGCUGGACUACGAGAGCCAGCAGUUUCACCGGAUGACCGUUCGAGAGGAGCUUGGUAACCAGACAAAUGAUGUUGAUGUGGAGGUUGUUGUUUUAGAUGUGAACGACAACAGGCCGAUCUGGAUGGAGCGAGAGAGACUGGCGCGAGUAAAUACUAACAGCCGCGCCGGCGCACAGGUAUACCAACUCGAGGCAAGAGACGAGGAUGACGGUUCCAGUGGCCUUGUGGGAUACCAGUUGAAAUCUCCCUCGAAUGAUGCGAAACGCAAGCGCCGCUCACCUCCACAACAUCCUUUCACCAUUAACCCCAAGACGCGCCAAAUGGAGGUGGCGGGCUCACUGAAAGAUCAACGCUACGAUUUGGACGUUUUCGCAUUUGAUUACGGGAUUCCGCGUUUAACCAGUGACACUAUUACGCUCAACGUGGAUGGCUCUGCGGCAGGGCAACUCCCGCCCAGGUUCUCAAAGGUCAGCUAUCACUUCAUGGUAUCCGAAGACGCGAAGUAUCUCUCGCUUGUUGGGAUAAUACUUGCUCGCAGCAUCUCUGGAGCCCGAUUGGACUACAAGAUCGUCAGUGGUAAUGUCGGAGACAAGUUUAUCGCAAUGGGUGAUGGACGAAUCUUGCUGAAUUCCUUGCUCGACUUUGAGCGCGACCAGACGCAGUAUAAUCUUAAAGUGAAAGCGACCGAGCAAAUACCUGAUGGUUUGGACUCUACAGUAGACGUCAAAAUCGAUGUCAUCAACGCCAAUGAUCACUUCCCGUACUUUGAUCAGCAACUUUACUCGGUCCAAAUACCGGAGAGUACUGCAGUAGGAGUCCUCGUGCAAGAGGUGACCGCUAAAGACUGCGACUGCCUCUCUAGCUGUACCUGUUCUCCAGGUUUCCUUACCUAUUCCAUUGAACCCAGUAAAGAGCAAGGAGGAAAGUUCUACAUUGAUCCGGCAACGGGUAAGAUUUCAGUCAGCGUGGCGUUAGACUACGAGGAUCAACGAUACCACUUACUAAAAGUCUACGCAACGGAUAAGGGAAAGAAGUCCUUCCAAGGACUGUGCUUUGUCAAUGUUACCCUGACUAAUGUAAAUGACAACCGCCCUACCUUUCUAAAGAGCGCCUAUGAGUUCCGCGUAGCCGAGGGCGCCGCAACCGGCGAAUCCCUCGCGAUCGUGGUAGCAGUGGACGCAGAUGGAGACGCGGUGACCUAUUCAAAGGCAGGUGGUGCUUUACAAUUCUCUGUGGAUCAAUCAACCGGCGUGAUCACACUGAACAGUGCUCUGGACCCGAACAAGAACCAGUAUACCUUGCAGGUGAUGGCCAAAGACUCUGGAGGACUCACAAGUACCGUAUCCGUCACUUUCAACGUCGCAGAUGCUAACAACAACGUACCACAAUUCACCAACUGCGGGACAGUCAGCAUCCGCGAGAAUGACCCGCGGGACACUAAAAUCACGCAACUGACGGCUACGGACGCGGACAGAGGGCAGAACGGACAGAUAACUUACUCCAUUGAGGACGCCAGCUCACAGACUCUCUUCUCCAUCGAGCCCCGUACUGGUGUUGUCCGCAGCCUCACCAGCCUCGACAGAGAAAACAAGGACAGUUAUAAUGCAAUUAUCAAGGCAGAGGACGGGUCUUCGAAGCAAGAUGAAUCUGAGAGAUUACUUUGGUAUUGCUACUUGACCAUUAAUGUAGAAGACGUGAACGAUAACAGGCCGUAUUUCCUCGCCGCUAAGUACUUCGGGAGCGUGUUUUCCAGUGCGCCUAACGGGUCCAAUAUUCUUACGGUCCAAGCUACUGAUGCAGAUAGUGGCUCUAACGCUAAGAUCAAGUACGCAUUAUUAGACUCUGCUGGGGGGCUCUUCCGGUUGGAUUCGUCGGGGAUACUCAGAACCAAUACUAAUCCCGCCCGGCUACAAUUGGAAACUGGGAAGAAGCUACUUUUGGAGGUGUCUGCUAAGGAUGUUGAGUCUAUCGCUGGGACGCAACCCGGUAAACCCACAAAGUACACCACCCAGAUCGAGAUACUCGUGUCGAAUGAGGAACCACCAAAAUUUUCUCAACAGGUUUAUACAGCGAGUAUCAACGAAAAUAUGGAGACUGGAUCUACGGUCACACGCAUCACCGCCACUUCUAGCACGGGCGCAGAGAUCAGCUACGAGAACGUUGACACGAAUCCUCGCGCGAAAAUUCUGUUCCGCGUCCAGCCGGACGGGUAUAUCAUCACGGGUGAUCGGCCCGACUACGAGCGGGGUACCACCUACAACAUGCAAUUCGCCGCCAAGGACAAAAAAACGUUGCUUUACUCCACCGUUAAGGUUGUCAUCAACAUCAUAGACGUAAACGACGUCUCUCCAGCCUUCCUCCUCGCGAUCAACACACGCAACGCGCGCGUCCUAGAGAACAAACCCGCGCCCACGAAGGUUAUUAGCAUGAAGGCCAUCGAUGACGAUGGCAGUGAACCGCAUCGACGCGUGACAUACGAGAUGAAGGAUAACCCCAAUUUCCAGAUCGACGCGAGCACGGGCAUGAUCACUACGAAGACUACUUUGGACCGCGAGGUGACGCCCAAGUAUGACGUCGAGGUGACGGCGAAGGACGGGGUCAACAAAGAGUCGGCCAUUCUCUACAUUACGGUUGUAGAUCAGAAUGAUCAGCCUCCCGUGUUUGCGCCCAAGAGCUACGCUAUCAGUGUUCCUGAGGAUUCACCCAUAGGUACUUCUGUGUUAGAUAUCUACGCUACUGAUGCAGACGUUGGCGAAAACGCAAAAAUUACUUACUUCAUCUCAAAGGGUGACCCCGAGGGCAAGUUCUCCAUCGUCACUUCCCCCGUCAAGGGUGAGCUAGUGGUGAAUGGUAAACUGGACUUCGAGACAAAAAGCAGUUACACGCUUGAGGUGACAGCUACCGAUGGCAAGUUUAGCGACACAGCUGUGGUUACUGUAACGAUCCAAGAUGUGAACGACCUCCCACCCGUGUUUUCCAGUCCUCUGUACGAGUCUCGUAUCCAGGAGAACACAGGGCCUGGUGCGGGCGUUGUCAUGGUAACAGCAUCGGACAUUGACAGCCCCACAAUAUCCUUCUCACUGGAUGACCGCGGAAAAGACUACUUCCAGAUCACGCCCAUUCGUGCGAGUGGCCCAGGCAACGUGUGGGUGGGUGACAUUAGGACCGGAAGCAAGCAACUUGACCGAGAGGAGUCGCCUGUCAAGGUGUUCACCGUCAUCGCCAACGACGGCAAACACACCGCACAGGCAGAAAUCAGGGUUAACCUAACGGACGUCAACGAUAAUGCUCCAAGGUUCCCAGCGUCCCCGUACAUUGGAUACGUAGAGGAGAACAAACCGUCCGGGACAAGCGUCAUGUACAUACAGGCUGUCGAUGAUGACGACCCAUUGGCAGGCGGAAAUGCCAAGCUCUCCUACGAACUAACGGAUUCCGCCGGAGACAAAUUCAGCAUCGACCCUCUGUCUGGACUUAUCAAGACAAAGGUGACAUUCGACCGGGAGCAGACUCCCAAUAAGUUCAAGGUACGCGUCAAAGCGACCGACGCUGGAAACCCGAGACUAUCUGCAAGCGUGGAUGGUAUUAUCCAUGUUUCUGACGCCAAUGACCACAAGCCGAAGUUUACGGAAAAAUUUUACCGUGGUAGUGUUGCGGAAAAUGCGCCACCGGGAUACUCGGUACUCCGAGUAACAGCAACCGAUGAGGAUGUUGGCCCCAACGCGGAGUUUGAGUUUGUGGUGGUCCAGGGCAACGACCCACACGCAUUUUACAUUGACCCGUUUAACGGUACUGUACUGGUGUCGGGAAUUCUUGAUUAUGAGAAAAAGAAAGAGUACACCAUAACGCUAACGGUGGCAGACCGCGGAAUGCCUCCCUUACAAGGCGACGAGACCGCUUAUGUUGUAAUUGAAAUUCUGGACGCAAACGACAACGCGCCGGAAUUUAUACCAAAGAUAUAUAACGCAUCGGUGCUGGAGGAUGUCGGAGCUCGGCAGCCUGUGCUUACUGUGACUGCAGUUGACAGGGACAGCGGUCCUAACGGGAACUUCACAUUCGCUAUCGACCCCCGAAGUGAUCCCGACGAUGCGUUCACAAUAGAACCUGAUCCAAAUAAUGCAAGUAUCGGAAUUAUCCGUACGCGCGUACCUCUGGACCAAGAAAAGACUCCAUCGUUCCACCUUAAGGUUACAGCUACGGACGCAGGUGGACUCCAGGGUGAGGGGGAGGUGAGGAUUAAUGUAAUUGACGUCAACGACAAUGGCCCUUGGUUUGUUCCCCCUUUCUUCGUUGGCCAAAUCAAGGAAGGGGUGAGUGCGCGUCAGUUUGUCAACAAGCUAAAGGCCUACGAUCCCGACGCAUUUGUCAAGGACCAAGUCAUCACCUUUUCUAUUUACAACGGAACAGUGGGCGAAAACUUUAAACUAGACCCCGUCUCUGUGACUAAUGAAAGCGUAGACUUGCAUUCUUACGGUGUCUUCGACCGCGAGGCUGCUCCAGUGUGGAAGAUCGGCAUCGAGGCUGUGGAUAACGUUGGGCCGAAACCUCAGAAGAACUUUACAUACGUCUACGUUGACGUUCUAGACGUUAACGACAACGCACCAAAGGACGGCAGCUUGCUUAUCAUUGUCAACGCCUAUGACGGGAAUUUCACCGGAGGUGUCAUCGGGAAACCAUACUACCAGGAUGAUGAUUUUGACGGCGACGAAAACACCUAUGAGCUCAACUCUCAAUCGCCGGGUAGCUACUUUAGAGUAAACGAAGGCAACGGUGACAUUACGGCCGCCCCCAUGAUACCCAUGGGGGAGUACAACCUCAAGAUUCGUGUUACCGAAAAGAAAGACAGCCCAAGUACUGUAACGUCAUCUGUCCGAGUCCUAGUGCGGCGAAUAGACAAAGAAGCUGUCGACAAUGGAGUAGCAGUUGAGUUUACGGACAUGAGAAAGGUUGGGUACUUCGUAGGGGAUUACUAUAAGGGCUUUGAGGACGUGCUUGCUAGCACUCUGGGUGUACCUACUGGAGAUAUCAAGAUAUUUAGUGUGCAGAAGGCUCACGAUAAUGGACUUGCUGUAGUUGUGUUCUUUACUGCUGCGGCGAAAGAUAGUUACAUGCCUCAUUGGGACGUUGUAUCCAAACUUGUUGACGCCAAGAAACCGCUAGAAAGCCUCGGGUUAAAGGUCAGUCGACUAGGAAUGGAUGAAUGCUCCAAAGGCAAUGUCGGUCAAAGUGUUGGCGUAGCCAAGAACAUCCUUGUACGGUCAUCCAAUUUCUCCGUGGCCAGCGGUGAUUACGGAAAAGUUCCCGCCCCAGCAUCCUCUCUGACUAUCGUUUCCAUAGACAUCUUACCCAAAUGUCUCUACGAGGCCGUAUUCCCACCUGAAAAGCGCUGUAAGCCGCAUAACCCGUGUCUCCAUGGUGGCAAGUGUUACGAGACGGUGCCUGAUUGCCCAGGCUUUGUCUGUAAAUGUCCCACAGGGUACCAUGGUCCCUUAUGUGAGAUGACAACACGCACAUUCUACGGCAACUCGUACAUUUGGCUUCCAAAACUCAUGACAUACUCCUUAAGUGACCUCGAGUUCGAGUUCAUGACGAAAACGGCGGACGGUUUGUUAGUCUAUCAGGGACCUGAGCGUGAAGGUGCAAAUAACGGCCUGAAGGACUUUAUUGCCGUGGUGCUGCGAGGAGGUCGCGUAGAGCUCUUUGUUUCACUGGGACUGGAUCCUGUGACCGUUAAGAUGGAUAAGGGACCUAGGCUUGAUGAUGGAGAGUGGCAUACUGUGCAGGUCCUCAGAAAUAUGAAGGACAUCGAAAUCAUAAUCGACCGCUGUUCAACUGCUUUGCUUGAACACAAACCAGAUGGCACGGUGGUGGAGAACCGCAAAUCGUGUCACGUUUACGGGCGCAUGCUGGGAAGAUCUGUCUUUCUCGAUGGCUUCGGUCCACUGCAGAUUGGAGGCGUCUCAAACCCAAAUAUGGAUUUCCCCGACAUACCAUAUACGGGAUUCAAAGGUUGUGUUCGUAAUAUCAAAGAUAAUCAUAACCCGUACGAUCUUAAGAACCCACUUAAAGUCGUGAAUGCCCCAGAAGGUUGCCAGCUCGCUUCUGCUUGUCCUGAAUGUAAGAACGAUGGUUACUGCGAGCCGCUCAUGGCUAGGGACAGCAUUUGCGUGUGCAACCCUGGAUACAGCGGGAAACACUGCGACGGACGCGGUAAAGCGAGUUACUACCUGGCCAGUAGCUUCACUGAAUAUCUGGUUGCUGCCCGUCGUCGUCGUCGUGAGGUUGUUCCACCACCCACUGAGAUCUUCAAUAGGUUCUACACCACCUUGGCGUUACAGGUUAAGCUGGAUGAGGACGCUACGAAUGUUGUGGUAUUCCUUGCCUCCAAUCGCAUGGGAACAGAGUUCCAGAGAGUGGACGUUAAGGACAGUAAAAUCCGUUACGUGCUUCGCUUGGGCGCACGCAUGCUUGUAUUAAGCUUUCCGCAGCUCAACGUGACCGACGGCGUCUACCACAGCGUGAUAGUUCGCAGGCAAGGAGACUAUGCGAUCAUGCAACUUGACUACAGCGGCUACGUCAUCGGCAGCUUGCACAGUCAGCGAACCCUCCUGGACAUGAGUGGUGGAGAGAUAUUUUCCGGGGGUCUCCCUAAUAUCACAAUCGUCCGUAUCAUCGAAGCGAUCGUUGAGAACGACGGGAGUGCUGUGAUCAGCACGAACGUGCGUAACGAUGGAGACGGUUACGCCGCCGACGUUGGAGGGGUGCAUGUCCGAAAUUUGCAAUUGUCUGGGCCCCUUAACCUGGUGUCUCGUAAAAGGAGAGCGUCUGGCACAGUCUCCGUGCUAGGAGACUUUGGAGGGUGUAUAGCAGGGACCAGUGUGAAUGGCGCCAACAUGGAGAGUGACCCGUCCAUCAAGGUCCAUCGGCAGAACGUUCUAGACGGAUGCCCAUGUCUCUCUAAUUUUUGCGCAAACGGAGGGACGUGCGUGGACGCUAUGCCGCCCUACUGUAUCUGUGCCCCAGGCUGGACCGGUCCACUGUGUACCAUAGUGGUGACUGCCCCACCCGUCGGUGAGCGAGGCACGCCGUUCAUGCACCCUGCCGUCAUCGCCAUUAUCUUAGUCGUCAUGCUCGCCAUCUUCAUCAUCAUGGGCGCCGUCAUCCUCAAGCGACGUCCUGAGCCCGUGGUCGUCUACGCUGACUCCACCGAUACCGGCCACGUGCAUGACAACGUGCGACUUUACCAUGACGACGGCGGCGGGGAAGAGGACAAUCUCGGCUACGACAUCACCAAGCUGAUGAAGUAUACGUACAUAGAGACCACUAUAGCGCCGCCAAGUGUAGCGCCUUCUAAGGCAUCCGAAGACAAGAUAUCUACCAGCUCGGACCAGCCCCUGCUCCAAGGAAGGCCCCCGGAUGCCGUGUUUGGCUUAACGGGCAAGGCACCAGGGCCCAAGAUGCCCAAAUACAUGGAGGGAGAUGACGUGGGAGACUUUAUCACAACACGAGUCAAAAUAACCGAUAGAGAGGUGUUCUUAGCUGUCGAUGAACUGCACAUCUACUGCUACGAGGGAGACGACACAGACGUCGAUGAUCUGAGCGAGAUCGAGCCAGACGAAGAGGAUGAGGAAUAUGAACAAGAGUUCGAUUUCCUCAAGCAGUGGGGACCCAAGUUUGACAAACUUGCAAAGCUGUAUGAAGACGUGGAUGAGUAGUAAUAGGGGAUUUUUAAAAUUGACAUUUAUGGAGGUAAAAAAGCGGUUUUGAGAAGCACAUCAUUUCAUGUCAGCAACAUGCCACUCGAUAUCCUGAUGGACUCGACGUGUGCAACGUUAUAACGGCGACAUGGAAGGUGUCGUAGGCGUCACGUGGGGGAUGCAUGCAACUCAGCGAGCUAUGUGACAAUACGCGCGUUGUGAACUGCUGGUUGCAGCGCAGUGUUGCUGAAUUCUUCCUAUUUACCAGAAGGCCAUCCUAAAGAGUAAUCCCAUAUAAAGUUAAAGUUCUAUCAUAACUAAGACCCUAUGUAUACAUCCAAAAAAUUCAUUGUACAUACAGACUUUCUUAUCUAGAAACACCUAUUUUUCCAUGUAUUAGUUCCUUUUUUAUAGACGCUUUUAGGAAUGAUUUUGAUGGCAUUGUUUGAGAUGUAUAAUGCUAUGUGUUUUUUGCCUCUCGAACACAUUUUAAACAAACAAAAAUAUGCAUGGCGUGUGCUUUUAAAACAUUUACUGAAUUUGCGUAUUAGAUAGGUAAUGUUAAUAAUUCGACUACUGUUGGUAAAUGCGUGUGAUGUCGGUUGAACUUUUAGCCACAUUGACUUUGAAGCAAACGGCUAUUAGUCAUGUGACAGUAAUGAUGUCACUGCACUGGUUUUUCAUUUGCCCCCCCCCCCCCCCCCCCCCCCGAUUGAUUGACAGUUCAUGCUUGUGCUUUUCAGUCAAAGCAGUUUUCACCUUCAGACCAUUUCACCCUAUUCUCAAUUAAAUAAACUAAACCAACAAGUUAACGUAAUUAUGAAUAUUCUUGUGAAUCUUCAUGAGUAUUUCUUUCUACAGAUUGAUGCCCAUAGUUUAGAUUUCUCACUUUUAGAUGGUUGCGGUGUGGCAAUGCAUCUUGGUCAGGGUGACUGGGUAAUCGAUUAACUGUCCCUGUACUAUUUAAUUAGAGAUGUCCAUAAUUUUGUUUAAAAUAGAGAAUAUUUUCCAAGUAGCUUAGACUUGGUAAAGGAUUGGAUGGACACGUAUAAUAUUUUGUAUUAUUGUAGUUUUGUAUUGUACAAUGGUAAGAUUUGAAAUAAAAAAAAAUUAAGAA